Messenger RNA from Suillus discolor, 600 nucleotides. RefSeq lists its product as uncharacterized. Lineage: Eukaryota; Fungi; Basidiomycota; Agaricomycetes; Boletales; Suillaceae. The record is from RefSeq and is a predicted model, not a curated record. The coding region runs from base 1 to 600 and encodes 199 amino acids. The transcript has 5 exons.
AUGAAGGACUGGAACUCACCAGUCUACGCAUUUUUCAAUCCGACACCAGAGAUUAUCGAAAUUGAUGGCUGCCGUGCCCAUAACUUCAAGUGCCAAGCCAGAAAUUGCAAGACCAAAAAGCAUGUGCGUUCGUGCUGGGGUGAUGAAGUGUUGAAAGCUGCGGAUGAGGCCAAGGAUGCCAAGGAGGUGUGCCAAAGGAUAGUUGGUAGUUUCCUGCAAAAUGGAUUGAUCACUGCAUCAUUCAAAUGUAAGGGUAAAGGGAAAGUUACAUACUCACACUGUCAACAUACAUGUGCAGAAACAAGCCUGCAUCCAUUCGAUAUUGUCAAGGACUGCGCAUUUCAGUCACUGCUGAAGACAGGGAGACCAGACUAUUACAUACCUUCCCCCUCCACUGUUUUGUGUGACCGUGUCACUACAAUGUUACAGGAAUACAACAGUAAAAUAAACUUUACUACUGAUAGUUGGUCUUCGCCCAACCAUCAUGCAUUGGUCACAUUUUCAGCACACUUCGAGCACAAGGGGGAACCACUAAGCAUACCAUUAGAUGUUGUUGAAGUGGGGAAGGUAAAAAAAACUCACCUAUGUAGAUAUGUAUGA